Messenger RNA from Jaminaea rosea, 4113 nucleotides. RefSeq lists its product as hypothetical. Bases 45 to 4028 code for a protein of 1327 amino acids. NCBI's taxonomy places the organism in Eukaryota, Fungi, Basidiomycota, Exobasidiomycetes, Microstromatales. Gene Ontology annotation, cellular component: Ric1-Rgp1 guanyl-nucleotide exchange factor complex; cytosol; Golgi membrane. The transcript has 3 exons. Gene Ontology annotation, biological process: intracellular protein transport; retrograde transport, endosome to Golgi. The record is from RefSeq and is a predicted model, not a curated record.
CUUUGGUGUCACGAUCCCAUCCAGAGGCAAGCAAACCUCUCGACAUGUAUUGGCCUCUGAAUGUGGCAAGGCGCAUCGUACCACCGCUAUUGCCACCCGACAACGAUGAGACUCCAGAGGGCGUCGCACUCGAUGACGACAUCGACGAUGCCAUUCAGCUGUCGCCCUCCCCUUCCUCGCACCAUUCCCAACACUUCUCCAUCAUCACCCCUCGUUCACUACACAUCUACACGACGCGGCCCACGCAAGUCAUUGCUAGCCUCAGAAGGACGAGAAAGAGUAUUCAAGACUAUGGGCGCAACGUCAGAGCUUCAUGGAAGCCGGCAACCACCACCUCUUCUUCCAAUGACCGAGGCCGCAUCACCAUCGUCGUAGAAACAUCUUCUUCUUACGUCCUCGUCUACCAUGUCAAGCCAUCUGCAGACGAGAUGGCUUACCUUUACGUCCCUACCUCUUCAUCUUCUCAAGCGUCUGCAUCCAAGAAGCCGUGGGCUCCUUCGUCCAAAUCGCUCAAGAGCACCUUUGCAGCCGCUUCAGGAGAAGGACCAGCGGGCGCUUUUCCCCUCGACAUUUCCCUUCGACUUGCUCUUCGUGUCGAUGCUACUCUGGCUUGCUGUCUAGCUACAUCCGAAAACCUCCUCGUCUCAACAGUCAACCCUCCUGCCAUACAAGCGAUACCAUGGCCAGGCGAGAAAGACGGGUCCACUGGCUCAGAGACCAAAACGACUCUACUCUCAUCGUUGACUUGGUUCCGUGGCGGCGACGCGGCCAAAGAGCAGCCAUUGCCCCAUGUCACCACCAUUGUUCAUUCACGCAGGAUGGAUCUCUACUUCUGGCUCACCAGCGACGGGCAAGGCUAUGUAGCCUCCUUGAAGGUCGACGGCGAGGCAUCUAAUUGGAAAGGCCGAAGGUUUCACGUCCCAAGACCUGCCCGUAAUAGGCGGACUUCCUCUUCUGCAUCGUCGUCCAAAGCCACUGUCGCUUUAGAAGCCAGCACGACCACAUUGACUUCAUCCUCGCCUCUUCACGCAACGUCGCCCGCCCGCUGCACAUCCAUCAACGCCAAGAUGGGGCUCAUAGCGGUCGGUAGAGAAGAUGGCAUCGUUGCCGUCUACAUCCUGCGAUCCCAGACCAAGGCAGUGAUUUCGCAUACGUUUUCGCUCCGAAAAUCGCUGCAGUCGACGGCUUCUUUCCUCAAGCCGGGCACCGUACAGACUCUGGAAUGGACGGCAGAUGGUCUCGCAUUGGCCGUUGGAUGGGACAAUGGCUGGGCAGUAUGGUCAACAUGGGGCAAGCUCAUGGGCCACUCUUUCGUCGACGAGAGCCCCUCGCAACGUAACAAGGCAUUUGGAGAUGCUUUCAUGGACGGCGUCAAGGACCUCUUCUGGGGACCUGGUGGUACCGACCUCUUCCUUCUUGCCGACGCCUCUGCCAGCGUGCCCAAGACUCAGAAGGCAGGAUCAACGGCUCCUUCUGCGCAAAUCCGCCAUCAGCGGCAACAUCGUCAACUAUUUGUCGUUCCACACGCCAAAUCGGCCGUGGCAGGGCAGCACUCACCCGACAAUACUCGAUUCGCCUUCAUCCAGCUCGAUGAUGCGCUGCUCGUCUAUCGAGGGUCAGAUCAGCCCGAUGUAAGCAUCAUCAAUCCAGACUCGGACGUCUGGCAGCACAUCAAGAUACCUCAGCCUUACGUGGCAGCUCACUGGCCAAUCAGAUAUGCGGCUAUCAGUCCUGACGGGCUGCUCAUUGCCGUGGCAGGAAGAAGGGGACUGGCGCAUUACUCUUCCAUCUCGGGCAGGUGGAAGACCUUCGACAAGGAGACGGACGAGGCGAGCUUCACAGUCCGGGGUGGUCUGCAAUGGUUUGAGCACGUCCUCAUCGUAGCCUGUCAAGCGACAACAGGCACAGGAGAUUCCGCCAAGACGUCAUCGCAGCUUCGUCUCUAUUCGCGAGAUGACGAGCUACUCAACUCCAACCUGCUGCACGUCGAGGAUCUGCCUUCACCCGUGGUACUUACGAGCCUGUUUGAGGACUCGCUCCUCGUCUACACGAGCGACAAUACCUUCUACCACUUCUUGCUGGUCGUGUCCAAGAGCAGGAUUGAGCUACAGCUCUGCGGAAGCAUCACCUUCGAAGGCGUCGUCGGCGAGCCGGAGAGGGUGAGGGGGCUCAGCUGGAUGAUCCCGAGGAGUCAACAGCGAUUUGGAGAUCCAAUGGAUGAUCUCACCGUGGCUACGAUCAUCUUCCUCGUCGACGGGAAGCUCGUGCUGUUGCGUCCACGUAAAGCGAGCGGCGGCAAUAACAGCAACAAGGACCCACAGUCACGCGGAUCAUUGCCAGAGAAUGAAGCAGAGGAGGUCGCGUACGACAUGCAGAUCCUUGGCGAUCACAUCGAGUACUACUGGACCCACCUGUCCGGCAUCGGCACUCUUGAGAAUUCCUUGUGGGGCUACGACGGCUCAGGCAUCAAGCUCUGGCUCGACGCGCUGACCAUCGAGCAGGCCGAGCCCAGAAGCCAGACCAAGGCGGAUGGGGGAGAUGAGGGGAACGGAGAGGAAGAGCGCGAUAACGAUGAAGACGAGGAGGAAGAAGAGAUGCCCGAGUACAAGACCAUCGAGGAGAGCCUCAGCAUGCCCCUCGACUUCUAUCCUCUGUGUGUCGUCCUCGAGAAGGGUAUCAUCGUAGGUAUCGAGCCUGAGGUUUCGAUGCGCAAGUCUCUGGACUUUGCCAUAUUCCGCUCCACGACGACAACGCAUCUCUUCUUGGACCGAUUGCUUAGGCACUACCUCGAGGCGAACAAGAUGAAGGACGCCGUACUCUGCGCAAAUUCGUACAAGGACCUGGUCUACUUCCCUCACGCCCUCGAGAUCCUCUUGCACGCGGUUCUAGAGGACGAGGCAGACGCACUGUCCGAGGGCGGCGGGAUGACGCCUAGUGCUAGCGGAAACAGUAUACCAACGAGCGCGAGCAAUGGCUCCAUCGUCGACCACAUCGACGACUCCGAAGCUGGGCACGACGUCGCAGGCUCAUCCACUCCUCCUGGCCACCCUCUGCCUCUUCUCCCGCGUGUCAUUGACUUUCUGGACCACUUUCCCUCAUCCCUCUCCAUCCUUGUUUCGUGCGCUCGCAAGACGGAGGUGCGUCGGUGGUCGUACCUCUUCCACCCGAACAAUCUCGGCGAGGGCGUUACACCGCGAGUGCUGUUCGAGCGUUGCUUGCAGGAGGGGGACUGGGAGACGGCGAGCGGUUGGCUCAUUGUCCUGCAUACAUUGAGCGGCAGCGAGGCGAGCGGUGUAGAUAACAGCGUGGCAGCCUUCGAGGUAGGAGGCGACAAGGAAGAGCUGACGGCUAGGUUGCUCACUCUAGUAGCGGCAAAUCCGAGGUCUUCGAGGCGGUCGAGAGGGUCAGCGAGCGGUGGAAAUGAUGGCUGGCUUCUCUGUCGCGACUUGCUGAGGUACACAAAGAGCAUGGACGAGAGCGGCCGCAGCUUAAGGAAGGUGUUGCGCCUUGCUGGCUGGGACAAAGACGAGGUCUCGAGCAGCGAGGCAGCUCACGACGUCACCGAUAAAACACAAAAGGUGGCGCCGCGGCCCAAGACCAUGAAGCGUAUACUAUCGAGCACGGCACAUUCGACCACUCUCGACUCUGUACCGCAGGAGCAGGACGAAGACGACGGCGGAGACGCGCAACGAUCGAAUGGCGACCGAUCGAUUCCUUUCCUCUCCGUGAAUGGCCAGGCGGUCUCGCCUUCAACGUCAUGGGGCCGAGCAGCUCCUUCAACGUCUCCGCCGAUGUUGAGACGGUCCAUCUCUGGGUCAUCGUCGGGCAGCGGCGGCGGCGCUGGCGGCAUGUAUCGUGUUGGUCUCGGAGGGGGAGCGGCAAAUGUCAUGGGAAUCAGGGGUCAUCCUUGGAGAGCAGGAGCAGGAGCAGGUGGAGCAGGUGACGCGGGUAGACGAGCGAGCAUGACGUCGACGUCUUCGAUGUCUGAGGGUCAUGAGGCAGCGGAUGCGGCGCCGAGCGGUCAGUGAGGCGGCAGCAUUUGAUUGGAGCGAAUUUGGGACGCCUGAGACAAUCAGACUUAGUGUGCAGUAAUGAAUGGAGGUCGCAGAUGUG